AUGGCAUUUAUUAUUCCAUUUUUUUUACGUGUGGAAGAUAUACAUGGUAGUGAUUAUUCCAUUGUGUUAAUAAUGUUUUUCAUAUGUUUCAGGGCCCAGAAUUUGGAAGAUAGUAAGUUCAGAGAUCAAGAAGUUAUUGGUCUAAACUGCCAGAGCCCUGAGGUUGAUGUCAGUUGCUGGUGUGGAACAGAAAAAGACCUAAAAGUAUUUAUGCCUGCGCGUGGAAUGUUGUUUGAUCGUGAGGAGGAAAUGUUUGAGUUCUACAAAAAAUACGGUGAGGUAAAUGGAUUUCCUGUGAAGCGGAGAACAUCAAACAAGGACAAAGACGGCUUGUGCAAAUAUGUGACUUUUACGUGUGCUAGAGCAGGUUUGUUAAUUAGUCGUGCCAAGAAUAUUAUAAAUCAUCGUUCGAGCCAGAAGAGUGGAUGUAAGGCUCGUUUAAGAGCUCGGUUAUCUUGUGAAGGUAAAUGGGAGAUUACUUCGUUUGAGGAUUGUCACAAUCAUGUAUUGAGUCCCAGCCAGUCAAGAUUUUUUAUAUGCAAUCGUGAAAUCAACCCACAUGUACAGAGACAACUAGAGAUUAACGACAUUGCUGGAAUUAGGCCAAACAAGAGUCACAGUGCGCAAGUUAUUGGAGCGGGUGGUCAUGAAAAUUUGACGUUCUUACAGAAAGAUACACGAAAUCUAAUUGCUAAAGUGAGGCGUUUGCGGAUGGGAGAAGGUGAUGCGAAGGCAUUGCAAAGUUAUUUUGAUAAGAUGCAAUCUAAGAAUGAGGGUUUUUACUCUUUGAUUGAUUGGGACCAGGAAGGACGUAUGAAAAGUGUUUUUUGGGCUGAUCCACGUAGCCGAGCUGCAUGUCAUGAGUUUGGUGACGUUAUUACUUUUGAUACCACGUAUUUAACAAAUAAGUAUGAUAUGCCGUUUGCCCCAUUUGUGGGUGUGAAUCAUCAUGGUCAAUCGAUUUUAUUAGGAUGUGGGUUACUGUCUAAUGAAGACAUUGAUUCAUUUAUAUGGUUGUUUAGAACUUGGUUGUCAUGCAUGCAUGGGGUAGCUCCAAAAGGAAUUGUCACGGACCAAGACAAGGCCAUGAAGAGUGCAAUUGAAAUUGUUUUUCCUGGUAUUAGGCAUAGGUGGUGUUUGUGGCACAUUUUGAAGAAGGUGCCUGAGAAGUUAGGGUCUUUAAAGGAUUGCAAUCGUAUAACUUAUUUAAUUGGUGAUGCUGUUUUUGAUUCUCAGAGUAUAGAGCAGUUUGAAAGUUCUUGGAAAUUGAUGGUUGAGAGUUUUCGUUUGGAAGCAAAUGUUUGGCUGUCAUUAUUAUACGAGGAUAGGGCUAGGUGGGUGCCAAUAUACUUGAAGAAUUUUUUUUGGCAGGUAUGUAUGUCAACAACUCAACGAAGUGAGAGUAUUAAUGCAUUUUUUGAUGGUUAUGUGAACUCCAAGACUACACUAAAACAGUUUGUUGAGCAGUAUAAUAAUGCUCUGAGGGACAAGGUUGAAAAGGAAAGCCUUGCUGAUUACAACUCUAUUCACAGGCAGCUACAAUGUGGAACUUCUUUAGAUAUGGAAAAACAGAUUCUCAAUUUGUAUAAUGAAUCGAAGUUCAAGGAGUUCCAAAUUGAGCUGUUUGGGAUGAUGUACUGUGGGAUUAUAUUGGUUGAGAACAAUGCGGAGUUCAUAAUGUUUCAUGUUGAAGAAGAUAUUGUGUUUGGUGAGAAAGGUAGGAAGAAAAUUGUGUUUAGUGUGUUUUUUGAUGAAGUAACAUGCUCGGUGAAGUGUAGUUGUUGCAACUAUGAAUUUAGAGGAAUAUUGUGCAGGCACGCAACCAUUGUGUUGAUCAGGAAUCGUCGAUAUUUGGUUCCAGAUCAGUACAUAUUUAGGCGAUGGAGGAAAGAUGUUAGGCGAUGUCAUUCUCGAGUCAAAAUUAAUUAUGAGGGAUGGAUUAUCACAUCAGAGCAGCGCCGAUAUGAUGAGUUGUGUAGAUUGUUCACCUCCGUUGCAGACUUGGCAGCAAUGAGUGAAGAAAAAUACAAGUUAUUAAUUACCUUGAUAGAGGAUGCAUCAAGCAAAAUGACAACCAAUGUGGGUAAUCAUGUGUUGCCUGGGCCAAGUGAAAAUGAUCCGCUAAUUAGAAGGACGAAGGGACGUCCUCGUAGUUUGAGGAAGGAAAAGAUAUUUAAGAGGAAGCGUGUUGGCAAUGCUCGAGAUGAGGCUACAUCAUCAACCGCACCGACUUAA
Tripterygium wilfordii is the source of this 2235-nucleotide messenger RNA. Its product is annotated as protein FAR-RED IMPAIRED RESPONSE 1-like. The coding region runs from base 1 to 2235 and encodes 744 amino acids. The transcript has 3 exons. NCBI's taxonomy places the organism in Eukaryota, Viridiplantae, Streptophyta, Magnoliopsida, Celastrales, Celastraceae. Gene Ontology annotation, biological process: regulation of DNA-templated transcription. The record is from RefSeq and is a predicted model, not a curated record. Gene Ontology annotation, molecular function: zinc ion binding.